Molecule: messenger RNA, 9150 nt
Organism: Brassica rapa (field mustard)
Lineage: Eukaryota; Viridiplantae; Streptophyta; Magnoliopsida; Brassicales; Brassicaceae
Product: disease resistance protein RPS4
Biological process (GO): signal transduction; defense response
Molecular function (GO): ADP binding
Source: RefSeq, a predicted model, not a curated record
AAAUUUUUUUCUAACAAGGUAAGAGUUAUGACAUCUAAAAAAAUCACGACAUGAAAUUUAUAAAUAUUUAUAUGUUUAAUGUGAAUAAUAAAUUAAACUUCAAAUAAAAAAUAAACCAAAAGUAAAACAUCAUUGUAAUAAAUUGUCAAUAACGAUAUAAACUAACACCAAACCACAUCAACUAAUUUUGAUUCUCUCUACCAUCGUUCAUUUCAUUUUCUUCGGUGCAUGGUGAAGUCUUUAUCAAAAUUAAAAAUCACAAAUAUAAAACUGAAAAUAGAAAACCUAAAUUUUUAGUUGGAAACUUAGAAUAUAAAACAUAAUUUAAGACUAAAAAAAGGUAAAAAUUAUUUAUUGGUUCAACCGGUGGUUCAACCGGUAUCGGGUUGAGGUUUUACUAGGUUCGUGCGGGUUUCUAAAUAUUGGGUUUUUCAGAAACCCAAACUAGAUUUUUUUUGGGUCACUGGGUUUACCAGUUCAACCGCGGGUCCGGGUCUGGUUUCAAAACACUGGUUUUGACUAAAAGUGCAUUUUUGUGGUUUUGGCGGAAAAAUGUUUUUUCGCAGUUUUGGCGCGAAAAUGCGUUUUUGCGGGUUUGGUGGAAAAAUGCAUUUUUGCGUUUUUGACGGGAAAAGUGCAUUUUUGGCGGAAAAUAUUUUUGCGUUUUUGGCGAAAUAUAUUUAUGCGGUUUUUGCGAAAAAAUGUGAUUUGACGAAAAUGUGUGUUUUGUGGUUUUGGCGGAAAAAUGUGUUUUGCGGUUUUGGCGGGAACAUGCAGUUUUUGCGGGCUUGGUGGAAAAAUGCAUUUUGGCGUUUUUGACGGGAAAAGUGCAUUUUUGCGUUUUUGGCGAAAAAUAUUUUUGUGGUUUUUGCGAAAAAAUGUGAUUUGACGAAAAGGUGUGUUUUGUGGUUUUGGGGGAAAAUGUGUAUUGCGGUUUUGGCGGGAACAUGCAUUUUUGUGGGAAAAUGCAUUUUCCGGUUUUGACAGGAACAUGCAUUUUUGCGUUUUGGCGGAAAAUGUGUGUUUUCCAGUUUUGACGGAAAAAUAUAUUUUUUCGUUUUGGCGGAAAAUGCAUUUUCCAGUUUUGGCACGAAAAUGCAUAUUUACGGUUUUAGCAACAAAGUGUAUGUUUUACAGUUUUGGCGGGAAAGUAUGCUUUCGGAUUUUAUGCAGUUUUACGUUUUUGGUGAGAAAUUGUGUUUUUACCGUUUUAGCCGAAAAGUGUGAUUUUACUAGUUUGGCCGAAAAGUGUGUUUUUAUGGAAAUGUGCGUUUUUACGCUUUUUGCGGAAAACCCUAUUUUGCGGUUUUGGCGGAAAAGUGUGUUUUUCAAUUUUGGCGAGAAAAUGCAUUUUCGGUUCUAGCGGAAAAAUGUAUAUGGAAAAAUAUAGGAUUUUUGGGUUGAAAAUAAUAUUUUGAUUUUAAAAAGUUAAUUUAUCAUUUUGGACUCAAAUAGAUGCAUCUGUAUCUAGAUGUAGACAUGUAAAUUAGGGCGAAGCCCGCAGUCCGAGCACGCCUAGCCCUAAAUAUUACUGGGUUUGGACUUAGUUUUAUAAGCCCAAAAAAAAUCGGUCAUAUUAGUUUCAUGUUGUGCGGUUGCUUCUUACGGCGUUGUAGGUUAUUUCAGUCAAUAUUGGUCCUCUUUUUUCUUAGAUUUUGGAUAAGGUUAUAAACUACAUCUUGUUGCGCUGGGUCAGAGAUUAGUUGUCAUUGAUGUUUUCGUCCUCGUUGUUGGUUUACCGUCGAUAGUCUCUGCUCGUCUUGGUUUUCAAGAUAUGGUUUUUGGUGAUCUGACUUCGAUGCUCUUUUUCUUAGCUCGAGGAUGGCUCCAUGGUUUAUUGAUUUCAUUUGUCUCUUUUUUAUCUCUUUUCUCAUCUCGUUGCAUUUCUCAUCGCUGAUCACAUCUCUGGAGGCUCUCCCUUUGUCCGCUUGGAAGGUUGUUUAUGAUCUCAAGUUUAAGCUUUAGUUUCUCGGUGGUUGGCUUUCAUUCUCCCCCACUCAGGUUGUUUAUUUUCUUUUCAUGCAUCCUUUGGUGUACGUGUGCGGAGUUAAUCUCUUUGGAGCUUUGGUUUAUUCUAUUCAGAGUUUUGUUGUUCUUCGCUGGCAUGGACGUCUUGUAUGUGCUUGUUUAGUUUGUGAGGUGCUUUCUAUCUCUUAGCUCGUGGUUGUGCUUCUAGUGCUUUAGACAUGCGUCUUUUUAUUUCGUGGUGACUUUGUUUUCCCUUGAUUAUUCUUUCUCUGAUCCGCUUUUUUGGUUUUUUUUGGAGUGGUAGUUGAUCGCGAUCCUUUGUGUUUCAGGGAUUACUUUGUCUCAUAUUUUAUCUUUUUACCUUUUUUUGACAUCUGAUUGUUCCAGCCAAGACAUUCUAUUGUAAGAUGAGAUAUGUUAGUCUUUUUUGUUGAUAUCUUUUCAGCUCCAAACUUUUAUUGAAUUAAUGUUAAUAUGGUAUUUUGUUUUUUCUCUCUUACUGUGGAAGUUUUAUGUUUAUAUUAUGCAUUUCACUCUAAUUUCUUCUUAUUAGUUUGAUCAUUUUAUAUUUUUAAUAGUUAAAUAAAUAUAUAAUUUGUAAAUUAAAUAAUAGAAAAUGGUAAAAUAAUAAAUAACAAAAAAAAUUAUUAUUUUUUGUUGUGAAUAAAUUAAAUAUGUAAAAUAUAUUUCUAUUAUUUAUUUAUUUUUUAUUCAUCUUGAAUUUUAGUGAACAAUAAAAUAAAUUAUCAAACUUCAUACGAUAAUAAUAGUGCGAAAAAGAUUAGAUGGUGCACAAUUAGAAAGUAUUUGGCCAAAUUGCAAUACUCUAAAAGAAAAAAAGACCUAAAAUGUAAAAAAAAUACAUAGAUGACACGUGUCAAAAAACUUCUCUGCCACUUAUCAGAAAAAAAAAAGAUAAAACCAACUUUAUAUAUAUAUAUAUACGAAUUCUUGUCUAUGUAAUCAACGCUGCCAUUAGUUUCUUUAUAUCUAAAUAAAGCUCUAUAAUUAUUCAAUCUAGACAUUUACUAUGAAAUACAAUCUAGACAUUUACUCAUCUUGGUGACAAUCUAAGUUCUUCUUUCUCCUUAGUUUCUUUAUAUCUAAAUAAAGCUCUAUAGUUAUUUUCCAUUUCAAUAAAGCUUUACAAAGCUAUUAUCAUCUUUCUAGGUUUCUCAAAUGUUAUCAGCGACGAGCACGAAACCGGCAUAGCUGAGCAUGGCGACGUAGUAGACAGCUUGGACAAUGCUCUCUCGGUGGCUUGGGCUUUGAUUUCGGUGGAGAGGAGCUGCAAGGGCGAACUGAGACUCGCGAUGAUGGAUUGCGAUGGAGAUAACUCUGAGAGAAGGCGAUUCGGAGCUUCUCGAUGGUGGCCACAACGGUGUUCGUGUUACAGUGGAGCACAAUCCCUGCGAGAGGAGAUCAUGGAGUGGUGGUUAGAAUCGAGCUCAACCGCGGGUUGAAGUCAGCAGAUGGUCACCAUUUAACAGAGGGCGUGGCAACUUUGUGAUCUAUUCUCUUUCUUUUUUUUGAAUUCUUAUUCUCUCUCUGGAUAUUAAAAUCCCAGAAGGAACCGAUGAUGAUGAUGAUAGAAAACAAUUGUUCUUGAUCGUAGAUCGUGAAAAUUGUUUUAUAAAUUACGAUUUGAAUAAUUUAAAUUUUAUUUUCUGGUUGGAAAAGAAAAGGGUAGCACUGGAAUUGUACAUUACCAUUUUUUUGUAAAGACAAGAGGAAAAUGUCUUUGAAUGUAAUAUUUUAUUUUCCCACUUUGGUCUGUCAUCUCUUAGAUUAUAUUUGUGAAGUGAUUUUGUCACAUGUGCUUUCUACAAUCAAUUUCACAAAACAAAUAUGACAUAGAUACUGAAAUUGAUGACAUGACUUCCAGAAAAAUAUGACAUGGAUAAUUUCAUUUAAUGUUGAUUUAUAUUUUUAGCAAACUUAUUAUAAUAUGGUAAUAAUUUAUAUAUUACAUUCAAAAUUGAUAUUUCUUUUUAGUAAUUUUUUUUUUAAAUAUGGUAAUAGCUCAUACAUCAUCUAUAAAAUAAAUAUAUUCAUAUAUAACAUUUCAAAUUUUGAAAUAUUAUUAUUUUUGUAUAAUUUUACAAUUUGUAUUACUAAAGCUUCCAAAAAUUUCUAAAGUUUUUUUUUAAAUUUAAAUAUCUAAUCGUAAGAUCAUUAGUUUCUUAUAUAUCAACAAAUUUUAUAAAUAUUGUUUAAGCUAAAUUUUUGAUAAUUAUACAAUUUUAUAUCAUUUUUAUUAGUUUUAUACAAAUUGAUUUAAUAUAUAAUAAAUCUAUAUUAAAUAUUAGUAAGAAAAUAGUAAAAUCAAUAAUAUUUAAUUAAAUUUAUUUUUAAAUAUAAGUUAUAUUUAAAAAAAAAAUUAUUGCACAUGGAAAACAGCUAGUCUAUAUUACAUAUGCAAAGUUGCAAACCGCUUUUUUGUUUGUUUUGUUUUGUAUACAGACACUCAAUUAUCUGACGUUGAAAUAAAUAUUAUUUUUCCUACUUGGUUUUCCACUUCAGCCCUACGCUCCAUUAGCAGUCCUCGAAGAGAAAACAAAAUCAAGCUUUUUAUUUUUCUCCUUUCAUGGCUACCUCCUCUUCCACAGUACCUCCUCAACAUCAAGUCUUCAUCAAUUUCCGAGGGAAGGAUCUACGCCGUGGAUUCGUCGGCUUUCUUGUUGAUGCGUUGAAAAGGGAAAAGAUCAAUGUUUUUAUGGACGAAUUCGAAGAAAGAGGCAAACCUUUAGAUUCCCUUUUGACUAGGAUAGAGGGGUCGAGAGUUGCUGUGGCUAUAUUCUCUGAGAACUACACCGAAUCAAACUGGUGCUUGAAGGAGGCUGAGAAGAUGAAUGAAUGCAGGGAGAAAGGCAAUCUGGUGGUAAUACCCAUAUUCUACAAGGUAGAACCAUCCACAGUGAGAGGUUUGAAGGGAGAUUUUGGUUAUAAGUUAUGGAUUUUGGCCAAGGGUGAUGAGAAGAGGAAGAAACAGUUUGAUGAAGCCUUGGAGUCGAUUCCUAAUCUAUUCGGUAUCACUGUGGACGAUACAAGCGACGAGUGUCAAAAAAUCAAUGAUAUUGUCAAGGCGGUUAAGACAGUCUUGCUCAAGAUUUCAGUGAUAGAGAGCCAAGACGUCACUGGUGAUUCGUCAGAGACUAGUGAUGAUGGGACAGUCUCAGGAGGAGAAAAGCAUAGGACUUUUGGAAUGGACAAACGUCUCAAGGAGCUGGAAGAUAGGUUUGGUAAACACAAAGGAACUCGUAUCAUUGGAGUUGUUGGGAUGCCUGGAAUUGGUAAAACCACACUCAUGAAAGAACUCUUUGAGAUGUGGAAGCCUAAGUUUGUUAGGCACGCUCGAGUCGACAAAAUCCGUGUACAGGCGAAGGAUUUGGGGUGUGAUUGCUUGCCCACAUUGCUUUUAGAAGAGCUAUUGGGAUUGGAAGAUCCUCACACAGAGAAUGUUGAAGACCCGUACGAAACGUACAAAUGUCAACUGCUUGGACGCAAAGUUUUUGUCGUUCUCGAUGAUGUUAGUAACAUGGAACAAAUAGAUACUCUUCUUGGGAAACGUGACUGGAUUAGUGACGGAAGCAGGAUUGUCAUUGCAACAAGUGACACGUCCUUAACAAAUGGUCUGGUUGACGACACAUACGUGGUCCAAAACCUGGACCACAGAGACAGCUUACAACUUUUUCACUAUCACGCCUUCAGUGAUGAUCAUCAAUCCAAUCCUCCCAAGGAAGAUUUCACGAAGCUGUCAGAAGAGUUUGUACAUUAUGCAAGAGGCCAUCCACUAGCUCUCAAAAUGUUGGGUGUAGAGCUAUACAAUAAAAAUAGAAAUAUAGAUUAUUGGAAAUCGAAACUGAAGACACUCUCUCAAAGUCUGACCCCCAAUAUUGGAAGUGUAUUCCAAAUGAGUUAUGAUGAACUGCGUUCAGAGCAUAAAGUUGCAUUUCUUGAUAUAGCCUGCUUCAGAUCGGAGAGUGUGGAAUAUGUAGAAAGUUUACUGGCUUUGUCUGACGCCGAAUCUCCUGACACAAUGAGUGCAGUAGAAGUCCUCAAGAAUAAGUUUCUGAUUAAUACUUGUGACGGUCGAAUGGAGAUGCAUGAUCUACUGUACACAUUUUCAAGGGAGCUAGAUCCUAAAGCAUCCACUCAAGAUUGUAACAGACAACAACGGAGGCUGUGGCUCCAUCAAGACAUAAUGAAGGGAGGCAUAAUUAAUGUUCUGCAAAACAAAAUGAAAGCUGCCAAUGUCAGAGGUAUUUUUCUAGACUUGUCUGAAGUGAAAGACCAGACGACCUUAGACAGCGAGCACUUCUUAAGGAUGUGCAAUCUCCGGUAUCUUAAGUUCUAUAAUUCUCACUUUCCUCAGGAAUGUGAAACCAAAAAUAAGAUAAACAUUCCUGACGGACUUAAGCUACCACUGAAAGAGAUCCGAUGCCUCCACUGGUUAAACUUUCCACUGGAGGAACUUCCAAAUGAUUUCGACCCGAUUAAUCUUGUUGAUCUCAAGUUGCCCUACAGUGAGAUUAAACAACUUUGGGAAGGCGAAAAGGAUGUACCAUCCUUAAAGUGGGUCGAUCUCAGUCACUCAAGUAAGUUAUGCAGCUUGUCAGGGUUAUCAACGGCUAAAAAUCUUCAACGAUUGAAUCUUGAAGGCUGCACGGCACUGAAAACUUUGCCUCGUGGUAUGAAAAAAAUUAAAAAGCUUGCUUUCCUGAAUCUGAAAGGUUGCACAAGUCUUGAAUCUAUUCCAAAGAUGAACUUAAAUUCUUUGAAAAGUCUUACUCUCAGCGCCUGCUCAAAUUUUAAGGAGUUUCCACUGGUUUCAGAAAAUAUAGAGACUCUAUAUUUAGAUGGUACAUCAAUAAGUGAGCUUCCUACAAACAUGGAGAAGCUUCAGAGACUUGUUGUAUUGAAUAUGAAGAACUGCCAAAAUCUGGAGAAAAUCCCAGUCCGGGUUGGUGAGCUGAAAGCUCUUCAAGAACUGAUACUCUCUGAUUGUUCAAAACUCAAUUAUUUUCCAGAAAUCAAGAUGGCCUCUCUAAACAUUUUACUUUUGGAUGGGACAGCCAUAGAAGUGAUGCCACUACUACCUUCACUGCAGUACUUGUGCUUAAGCAGAAAUGAUGAGAUCAAAUGUCUUCCUGCUGGUAUCAGUCAACUUUCUCAACUAAAAUGGCUGGAUUUGAAGUACUGUACGAGUCUUACAUCUCUUCCAGAGUUUCCACCAAAUCUCCGGUUCUUAGAUGCACACGGUUGUAGUUCGCUGAAGACUGUUUCGACGCCUCUGGCCCGUAUUAUGCCAACCGAGCAGAACCAUUCUACCACAUUCAUUUUUACAAACUGUGAGAACCUGCAACAAGCUGCAAAGGAGGAAAUCAGCUCGUAUGCUCAAAGGAAAUGCCAGUUGUUGUCAUAUGCUCGCAAACGCUACAAUGGGGGUCUUGUUUCAGAGGCUUUGUUCAGCACUUGCUUUCCUGGAUGUGAAGUACCUUCGUGGUUUUGUUAUGAAACAGUUGGAUCCGAGCUAGAAGUAAAACUUCUCCCACAUUGGCAUGACAAGAGGCUUGCUGGAAUAGCUCUAUGUGCUGUAGUCUCAUUUAAUGACUGCCAUGAUCAAAUCAGCCGCUUGUCAGUGACAUGCAACUUUAAACUAAAAGUUGAAGACAAGUCUUGGGUCCCAUUUACUUGCCCAGUAGGAAGUUGGACCAGACAGGGAGACAAGAUUGAGUCAGACCAUGUCUUUAUUGGCUACACCAGUUGCCCAUAUACUAUAAAGUUUCCUGAAGACGAGAACUCUGAUAAAUGCAGUUCUACUGAAGCCUCCCUUGAGUUUACUGUAGCAGGUGGUACAAAUGAGAAGGGAAAAUUAAAGGUGUUGAAGUGCGGUUUGGGUUUGGUGUAUGCAAAGGAUAAAAGCAAAAACAGUUGUCAUGAAGCAAAGUAUGAUAUGCCUGUGGGAGCGAGUUUUCAAGAAAUUUCAGAAGAGGUUGAUGGAGGAGGAGGAAAGAAAAGGAAAAAAACGAAAGGUGAUGAUGGAAGGCCAAAGAAGAAGAAAAAAUCAAGAAGGGAUGAUAAUAUCCCGUGCCAAUCAAACAGUGAUGCAAGGAGGAAAGAUAGUUCAGUGGUCAGGCAUGUUGAGAAUAUCCAAGCGGCAGAUGAAUCUGUUCCAAGUUAAGCACAUUCUUACACAGAACUCCAUGUCUUGAUAAAGAAAGUCCAGCAUGAGUAAAGAUGUCAGUCAAGUACGUUCUCUGGUAUAGAGGUCUAUUUUGAUUUUAUGAGAAGCUUUGUGUCAGAGUUUGAUGACUUGUUUGUGAAGGGGAAGAUUGUUGCAAAUUGAGAUUGGUCUUGGAGCUUCUGGUGAACUGAAGUUUCCAUCUCUCCCUGAAAGGAUGGGUUGGAUAUAUCCAUGUAUUGGUGAGUUUAAGUGUUAUGACAAGUAUUAGCAAUCAAGUCUGCUAAAGGAAGCAAAAUCAAGGGUAUUCACAGUUACAACGCACUGAACGUUCUGUCUCUUGCUUUGAGGAGACAAAGAUUAUUGUCAAGAUACCGGCGAUUUACUGGUCAUACAAGACAGCUAGUCAUGCUGCUGAACUAACUGUAGGAUACUAUAACGCUGAUGGGUAGUCCCUUGUUUUCAAAAUUCUGAAGAAAUAUUCAGUGUCCUGGGCCACAUGUCUUCUAGCUGAUCCAGAAGGUGGUCAAUGCAGCUUGGGACCAGGGACUUCUAUCUCAUUGGCGGAGAGAAUGCAAUUACUUGUUUCGCCAGAAAAAGGUUGUACCAAUAAACCAUCCAGAGAGCUAUCGCCUUUCCUUCUUCACUUUAUCGCCAACCUUCUCCUCUAGUUCAAGGAUCAACUUGCUUUGUAGAUUCGGAUUACUUUAUAAAACGCAUGCACGGUGAGGAUUUAUCUGUACAUACAAUCUAUUGUGCAUGUCUACAUUGCUGAAGUUGUUGUUCUUACAAUUCUUUGUAUGUUGUUGGAGGUGACACAUACACAGCGGUUGGAAAUCAAAACCGAGCAAUAGAAGUUGGUUGACUUUGAAACUUCAAUCUAUGUUUCUGUCUUGAUGUUCUCUCAGGGCCUAUGAUCUUUUUUAUAUGUAAAGCCCUACACACUAUUAUACUAGUUGAUGAUACACUAACCAUUAAAACAAGUUUCUUUUACAAUU